Molecule: messenger RNA, 1122 nt
Organism: Indicator indicator
Lineage: Eukaryota; Metazoa; Chordata; Aves; Piciformes; Indicatoridae
Product: neuropeptide Y receptor type 6-like
Exons: 1
Coding region: 1-1122 (373 amino acids)
Biological process (GO): G protein-coupled receptor signaling pathway
Cellular component (GO): plasma membrane; neuron projection
Molecular function (GO): neuropeptide Y receptor activity; neuropeptide binding
Source: RefSeq, a predicted model, not a curated record
AUGGAUAAAGCCAUUCAGCAUCCCAGUGAGAUUCUCUCUAAUCAAACCCUCUCUAACAUUAGCUACUCACAGUUUCUGAACUUUGAAACAUGCCAACUGUCUUUCCUUGCAGAACUCCUGCUUAUCACAGCCUACACAUUAGUUACAGCAGUGGGGCUCUUUGGAAAUCUUUGUCUGAUCGUUAUCAUAAAGAGGCGGAAGGAAACUCAAAAUGUUACCAACGUUUUGAUUGCCAACCUCUCUUUAUCAGAUAUCUUGAUCUGCAUCAUGUGCAUUCCUGUCACAGUUGCAUACACCUUAAUGGACUACUGGAUCUUUGGGGAAGCUAUGUGUAAAAUAACUUCUUUCACACAGAGCGUGUCUGUCACGGUCUCCACCUUCUCACUUGUACUGAUUGCUAUCGAGAGAUACCAGUUAAUAGUGAACCCACGUGGCUGGAAGCCUACUAUUUCCCAUGCUCACUGGGGAAUCCUUCUCAUCUGGGGCUUUUCCCUCACGAUCUCCAUUCCUUUUUUAAUAUUUCACCAGUUAACUGACGAACCCUUCGAACAUCUGUCUUCCCAUAGUGAGUUCUAUAAGAACAAGGUCGCUUGCGUCGAAGCUUGGCCAUCUGUUGCGGCACAACUGACUUUUACCACUGCCCUGCUGGUUUUCCAGUACUGCCUCCCACUGGGCUUUAUUUUUGUCUGCUAUCUCAAGAUCUUUGUAUGUCUUCGAAGGAGACACUGUAAAAUAGAGAGGAUGAGGGAGAGUGAGAGCAGGCUGAGCGAGAACAAAAGGAUUAAUGUGAUGCUGAUAUCCAUUGUUGUGACUUUUGCAGCUUGCUGGUUGCCUCUCAAUAUAUUCAAUGUUGUUUUUGACUGGAACUACGAAGCACUCAUGAGCUGUAAUCACAACCUAGCAUUUACAAUAUGCCACCUCGUGGCCAUGAUCUCUACAUGCAUCAAUCCCAUCUUUUAUGGAUACCUUAACAAGAAUUUCCAGAAGGAUUUGGUGGUAUUAGUUCACCACUGCAGGUGCUCAGCAUCACAAGAGGAAUACGAAAACAUUGCCCUUUCAAACCUGCAAACCGAUGCAUCCAAGGCAUCUCUGAAAUUAACUAACCCCCCUGUGGAUAUCUAA